CGGCACGCGCGUACUUAUUCUUCUCCCCCGCCCUAGUUCUCUCCCUCUCUUCUCCUCCACACACCAAGCCUGCCCCGCCGAUCGAGCACGUCAUCAUUCGCUCGCCCAGCUCGCGGGAGGAGCAGGAGCUAGGAAGAAGCAAACAAGCAGGCCGGGGGCCGGGGGGAGAGACAGAGUUCACAAACCACACAGGGAAGAGUGGUGGAAGGAGGAGGAAGAGGGGUACGUCAAGAGAGCGAGUUCAUUAUUCAUACGUGCGGCGGCGACAUCGUCGCGCGCACGCAGGAUGUCGGCAGCGUCGAGCGCCACGUGCCGCGUAUGCGGUGGCGCAGGGGAGUGCGCGUGCCGCCACGGCCACGGGAUCGGCGGCGCGCGGUGCGGCGGGGUCGUCGCUGUCGCCGACCUCAACCGCGGGUUUCCUGCGUUGUGGCACCAGCCGGAGGAGGAACCCAGUGGCGCUGGCGCGGCGCCGGGGCUGCACGAGUUCCAGUUCUUCGGCCACGACGAGGACCACGACAGCGUCACGUGGCUGUUCACCGACCCGUCUCCCCACCUGCACCGCGGGCCGGCGGCCGCCGAGGUCGGGAACGGGGUGGCCGAGGCUGAGCAGCGGAGGCCGCCGCCGGUGUUCGACGGCGGGUACGCGCACGCACAGUACGGGGAGCUGCCGGGUCACGGCCUCACGUUCGACGUGCCGCUGAGCGGCCGACGCGGCGGCGAGGUGGCCUCCGUGGCGCCGGUUCUGGAGGCAGGGCUGGGGCUAGGCGGUGGCGGUGGCGGCGAUCUGGCCACGUCCUCCAGCGCCACAAUCAUGUCCUUCUGCGGGACCACGUUCACAGACGCGGCGAGCGCCGUCCCGGGCGACGCGGCCGCAGCGGCGCCCAACGGCAGCGCAAGCGGUGCCGCCGACCCGGCAGUGGACCGGGAGGCGAAGGUGAUGCGGUACAAGGAGAAGCGGAAGAGGAGGCGCUACGAGAAGCAGAUUCGGUACGCCUCCCGCAAGGCCUAUGCAGAGAUGCGGCCGCGCGUCAAGGGCCGCUUCGCCAAGGUGCCCGACGGUGAGGCUCCGUCGCCACCGGCGCCGGCCGCAGCAUGCUACGAACCAGGCCGGCUCGACCUCGGAUGGUUCCGUUCAUAGCAAAGAGGCCACUGGUUAAAUUCUUUUUUUUAGAGUGUGUAACGUACAGAUAAACUACAAGCUUGAUAGGGUGUUUGAUUUGAGGAAUAAAUUAAUUUAUUAUCUUCUCAUUUCU
Molecule: messenger RNA, 1253 nt
Organism: Zea mays
Lineage: Eukaryota; Viridiplantae; Streptophyta; Magnoliopsida; Poales; Poaceae
Product: transcription factor GHD7
Exons: 2
Coding region: 287-1138 (283 amino acids)
Biological process (GO): regulation of flower development
Cellular component (GO): nucleus
Molecular function (GO): protein binding; DNA-binding transcription factor activity
Source: RefSeq, a predicted model, not a curated record